Gekko japonicus is the source of this 1749-nucleotide messenger RNA. Its product is annotated as gastrula zinc finger protein XlCGF26.1-like. NCBI's taxonomy places the organism in Eukaryota, Metazoa, Chordata, Lepidosauria, Squamata, Gekkonidae. Bases 1 to 1749 code for a protein of 582 amino acids. The transcript is spliced from 3 exons. The record is from RefSeq and is a predicted model, not a curated record.
AUGGUAGAAGAAACAAACAAGGGCUUGGAGUGCGGAAGGAACAUCUCAGAUGAAACCCAAUACAACGUCCAUUUACAAAUGCACGGUGGAAAGAAGACCCAUCAAUGCCUGGAGAAUGGAAAGACUAUGAUUCACAGAGCAGAGCUCCGUAAACCUGAAGGAACACAUACAGGGGAAAAACCUUAUAGGUGCUCAGACUGUGUCAAGAGCUUUUCAGAGAAAUCAGACCUUGUUCAGCACCAAAGGAUUCAUUCAGGAGAGAAGCGAUUUACCUGCUCAGAAACUGGAAUGGCGUUCUCUGAUGGAAGAAAGUGCAAUGUACGCUUGCCAAAGCCCAGUACAAUAAAGGCACAUAAAUAUUUUCAGUGUGGAAAGUACUUCAGAAACAGAUCACAUCUCAUUGUCCACCAAGGGAUACACAGAGGGGAGAAGCAGUUUGAAUGCUCAGAGAGUGGGAAGAGAUUCAUUCGGAGUGCCCAUUUUCAACUGCAACAACAAACCCACACAGGGCAGAAGCCUUUUGAAUGCUCAGAUGGCCAUCUUAAAGAGCAUCAACGAAUACACACAGGGGAAAAGCCUUUUGAAUGUUCAGACUGUGGGAGGAGAUUCAGUCACAGUGGCACUCUUCAAACACAUCGACAAAUCCACACAGGGGAGAAGCCCUUUGAAUGCUCAGAGUGUGGGAAGAGAUUCGGUCGGAGUAGUGGUCUUCAAACUCAUCUAAGAACCCACACAGGGGAUAGGCCCUUUAAAUGCUUAGAGUGUGGGAAGAGAUUCCGUCGGAGUGCCCAUCUUCAAGAGCAUCAAAGAAUCCACACAGGGGAGAAACCAUUUGAAUGCUCAGAGUGUGGGAAGAGAUUCACCUGGAGUCGUGCUCUUCGACAUCAUCGACGAACUCACACAGGGGAAAAGACUAUGGAAUACUUAGAGUCUGAGAAGAGAUUCAGUCACAGUGGCACUCGUCAAAGACAUCGACAAAUCCAUACAGGGGAGAAACCCUUUGAAUGCUCAGAGUGUGGGAAGAUAUUUGGUUCCAGUAACAUUCUUCGAAGACAUCAAAGAACCCACACAGGGGAGAAACCUUUUGAAUGCUCAGACUGUGGGAAGAGAUUCCGUGAGAAUGGCUAUUUUAAAGAGCAUCGAAGAAUCCACACAGGGGAGAAGCCUUUUGAAUGCUCGGUGUGUGGUAGGUCAUUCAUUCAGAGUAGCCAUUUGCAACAGCAUCUAAGAACCCAUACAAGGGAGAAGCCAUUUGAAUGCUCAGAGUGUGGAAUGAGAUUCAGUCGGAAGGCCAGUCUUCAACAGCAUCAAAGAACCCACACAGGGGAGAAGCCUUUUGAAUGCUCAGAGUGUGGGGAGAGAUUCAGUUGGCGUGGCACUCUUCAACAUCAUCAACGAACUCACACAGGGGAGAAGCCCUUUCAAUGCUCAGAGUGUGGGAAGAGAUUAAGUCACAGUGGGACUUUUCAACAGUAUCAACGAACCCACACAGGGGAGAACUCCUUUGAUUGCUCAGAGUGUGGGAAGAGAUUCAGUCAGAAUCGGACUCUUGUCCAGUAUCAACAAACCGACACAAGGGAGAAGCCCUUUGAAUGCUCAGAGUGUGGGAAGAGAUUCCAGGAUGGUAUGGCUUCCUGCCGCUCCACCUCCAUGGUGCCCUCCUCGCCUGGGCGCUGCGCGCAUGUGCCUCCCCGGGACCCUGACUUUGCCCGCCCGCCCCAGCGGCGGCUGCAGCAGGAGCACCAGUAG